AUGACUACCUCGACUACUUCUAGUAAACCCCCUCUUGCCCCCACUCCUGGACCUUUCUAUGAGGCCUCCUUCCAGAAUACGAUCACCGCAGGGACGGGCUGGGACAAGAAUCUAUCCGAAAUCCUUCAUUCGAAAUUCCGUAUGCCGUACUCCGCGUCUAAGGAGAUAGCAUCUGCAUACGCCGAGCUUUUACAUAUACUCGAGACGUCGGAUGGUAGUUUCGUGGGAUUCUAUUACCGCUCGGAUCUCAAGCAGAUAUUGUCCACUGCCGAAAACUAUGUUCGCUUCAGCAAGUGGUACCGAGAAGACUCGCCGGUGGAUUACAGAGAAUUGGUGAACGAAAUUCGUAGGGUCCCGUCCCGUCCCAAUCAGGAUAUCGUGGACUUCUCCAAGUUCCGCAAUCAAAGUAAAACCAUGAGCUGGAAAAUUGAAACUGAGAUUUCUCUACUAAGAGAUGGGGCGGAGCUCGAACAAAGGUACAAGGAUUUCGAUAAAAGAAGGCUUCUCGCAUUCAUUAUCUGCGUAUCCAAGAUCCUUGCAGAAGUAUCCCUCGCUUUAUUCGCCUUUACGACCCUAUUGGCUGUGGUUUUACCCUGGCAUUGGAGGUUUAUCAUCUCUAAGGCUGGGCUCGCCUUAGCCAUCGGAGCAAUAGCUUAUUUGGGCUUUGACGUGUCUAAACGCAUGCAGAGAUACGUUCUUGCCGUCCAAAACUUGUACAUGCAUCACUUUCUAUUCAUUUGGGGCUGGAACGACUUGAAGGCAUGCCUUACUCAUAUAGCCGAAAAAGAUGUUCCGGUAUCUGACCUGCAGGAUAUGAGGAACUUCGUAUGGUCUUUCCAAUCAUCGUUUUUUGGGAAAGAGGAAGAGUUACAGCGCCUACAGAUGCAAAUAUCUGCUUCGCUAACAUCUGACACCAAGAAGUGGUUUGAAUGGUGACGGUGGGUGACGUGGCUUUGGUAGGAAGAGAAGUACGUUCAAAGUCGUAUUGCUUGCGUAUGGCGUGCUUGGUCUUGAUGGUAUCAACUUGGUAAUAAUUAAAUGCCGGUGGUUGUCAUUUUACUUAGGGUACCACGGCACCGAG
Molecule: messenger RNA, 1081 nt
Organism: Desarmillaria tabescens
Lineage: Eukaryota; Fungi; Basidiomycota; Agaricomycetes; Agaricales; Physalacriaceae
Exons: 5
Coding region: 1-936 (311 amino acids)
Source: RefSeq, a predicted model, not a curated record